Messenger RNA from Talaromyces marneffei, 1536 nucleotides. RefSeq lists its product as uncharacterized. The transcript is spliced from 3 exons. The record is from RefSeq and is a predicted model, not a curated record. Gene Ontology annotation, molecular function: oxidoreductase activity, acting on paired donors, with incorporation or reduction of molecular oxygen; heme binding; iron ion binding. The coding region runs from base 1 to 1536 and encodes 511 amino acids. NCBI's taxonomy places the organism in Eukaryota, Fungi, Ascomycota, Eurotiomycetes, Eurotiales, Trichocomaceae.
AUGGAACUCUAUCUUAUUACUAUCGUGAUAUUAUUGUUCGGUUCUAUACUCGAGUGGCUGAAACCUAUCGACAAACAAUGGCAUCUCUUUCAAAGAAGACGAUGGAGACUACCUCCUGGUCCACGCGGGCUUCCUAUUAUUGGAAACAUGUCACAGCUCUUUCGCGCAAGGGAUAGUGGGCAGCUUGCUCCAUACCUACUUUCAUUACGAUCCUAUGGGGACAUGACCACUCUGCACAUGGGCUCUCAGCUAUGGGUUGUGCUAAACAGUCAGAAAGCCAUUGGUGAUAUCCAAGUCAAGCGCUCUAAAGCAACGGGCGAGAGACCAGACAUGCCCAUUGCAUCUGGUCUUGUAAGCAAGGGAAAACGUGCUGUGCUACGGAAGAGUACGCCUGCUUGGAACGAGGGCAGACGGUUGAUGCAUCACCUCCUCAGCGGAACAGCAUUGCGCAAAUACGCCGAGUUGGAAGAGCAAGAAAGUUGUCAAAUGCUCCUUCACUAUCUGUAUCAACCAGAAACAUGGUACUCGCACCAUUUCAAGUUUUCCACGGCAAUUAUGCAUCGAAUUGUCAUGGGGGAGCGAUUGAACAAGACUCAGGCGCAAUUAGACGAAUAUCAACGCAUCACUAAUGAAUUCCUUUUCAGUCUGUUCCGGAGUCCAUUAGAUUUCUUCCCAAAAUUGGCUAAUACGGUCUUCAUACCUCGCGCUUUUCAAUUUUGGCUCCGGUUUUGGGAAGAAAUGGGAGACUCGCACACAAAAGUUUUCGAAGCAUGGUGGAAACCGGUCCAGAAGGCCGUUGCCGAUGGCACUGCUCAUGCGUCUUUUGUCCGAGAUGUGCUUCUAGGACCAGCCACAGGGUAUAAAGGAACUGACGAAGAUGCUAUGUAUCUGGCAACAUCAGUAAUGGCUGCCGGCGGCGAUAACACGAGAAUGACGUUGAAUGUGUUUAUCAUGGCGGCUAUCUGCCACCCAGAAAUUGUGCUCCGAGCGCGUAGCGAGCUGUACUCCAUUUGUAGCAGCAGCACAAUGAGGUUACCCCUGGUAGCUGACAUGGAAUCGAUGCCAUAUCUGGCUGCUUUAGUCAAAGAGACCUUGCGCUGGAGACCGACAGUACCACUAGUGCCACCUCACGAGCUGACAGAGGAGCAGCUUGAAUACGCGGGUUAUAUCUUCCCGAAGGGCACUAACUUUCUUAUCAACACCGUUGCCGUUUCACGAGAGUGCAAAGAUCCAGAGCAUUUCAUGCCAGAGAGAUGGAUGGACGAGUCGAGAAAUGAACUGAACAUCCUCCAUGGUUUCUGGGGGUUUGGUGCUGGCCGUCGAAUCUGCGUGGGUUACAAGAUAGCGCAGCAGAUUCUCUUCUUGUCAAUUUCUCAAUUAAUAUUUUGCUUUGAUUUUGUGCCGAAUGGACCAUAUGAUAGCAGAAAGUUGAAUCCGUGGAGCGUGACAGAACCUUUCCCAGUAAAAGUGACUUUGAGAAGCAAUUUACAUGGAGAGUUGAUUACAAGAACGGCAUCCUCAUACGGUAUGGAGUAG